UUCUUUAUCUCUUUGUUCUGUGAAAAUUGAUGUGCAGAGACGCUAGCAGAUAAACCUAACACACGAACCUCGAAAAUUCCCUCAACACUGGAGUCGCUAAGCAGGAGUCGCUGGAAAUUGAUUCUGGGACUCAGUUGACCAACCAUGAUACAGAAUGGUUGCAUUAUAUCCCAAGGGUAUGCCCCUGUGAAUUCUAGAUCACGCAAUCAUGUCGUACCCAGCAGCUCUGUGGUUCGAUGUGCUUCUGGAAUGUCUGCUAAGGUUGCCGUCUCAAACAUCCGGAGGUUUUCGCGACAUAAUUUAGAAUGUAAAUCCCCGUUUCCAGGAGGAAUGGCAUUUUCAAACGUGUUUGCUGCAUCAAGCUUGCGUUUAAGUGAGGGUCAAAAUCUUCUCUUUCGCUCUUUCCCUGGGUUACCCAAAUUAGCGAAGUCCAAUAUGGUCACUAGAGCAUCAAAGGAUGUCCCAACUAGCUUCCGUUACCCUCCAAUGACCAAAAAACCGCAAUGGUGGUGGAGAUCAUUAGCAUGCCUACCUUACCUUAUGCCUCUCCAUGAGACAUGGAUGUAUGCUGAGACAGCAUAUAAUCUUCAUCCAUUUUUGGAAUGCUUUGAAUUCUACACGUACCCUUUUCUUAUGGCAAUUGGGAGCCUACCUAGCUGGUUUCUCAUGGCAUACUUCUUUGUUGCAUAUCUUGGAAUUGUGAGGAGAAAAGAAUGGCCACAUUUCUUCAGAUUUCAUGUUGUGAUGGGAAUGUUAUUGGAGAUUGCCCUGCAGGUUAUAGGAACUGUGAGCCGCUGGAUGCCACUAUCACUCUACUGGGGCAAAAUGGGAAUGCAUUUCUGGACUGCCGUAUCAUUUGGUUAUCUCUUUACUGUUUUGGAGUGCAUAAGGUGUGCUCUUGUUGGUAUGUAUGCUGACAUUCCUUUCAUCUGUGAUGCAGCAUAUAUCCAAAUUCCAUAUGAUUAACAAGGAAUAUAUGUAAAGAAGUUUACCCUUC
Molecule: messenger RNA, 997 nt
Organism: Vigna angularis (adzuki bean)
Lineage: Eukaryota; Viridiplantae; Streptophyta; Magnoliopsida; Fabales; Fabaceae
Product: protein TIC 20-I, chloroplastic
Exons: 3
Coding region: 145-966 (273 amino acids)
Source: RefSeq, a predicted model, not a curated record